AUGAGCGGGCAAAUUCUUCUCCUAGCUUGCCUCUUCGCGAUCUGCCUCCCCAUCCUCAGUGUACAACUCCCCCGCACCAAACUCUUCUCCCACGCUCGCUCAAAGCUAAACGCAGAGACACGACCCGAGAUACUUUUCAAACAACCACCACCCUCCAUACGACGCCACGCACUACGACAGCGAGAACAACAGCAACAGCAAAAGGAGACGUCGAGCUUCGGAGCCGACGGCACGACGGGUGCGGAUAGUGGAACCGCAGAGCAGGCGCAGGCGCAGGCGCAACAGCAAAGUGUGCUGAAUGCUUCGAGGAAGCCUUGGGAUCCGCCGUUCCCGAAGCGUGGGCCAGGGACGGGAUUGAAGGGCGAGUGGCUUGUCUUGCCGCCUAGUCUACCUCAGAAGAGUGGAAGGGAAAUGGAGCAAGAAGGUCUGGCGCAAACGUUACAUCCACCAAGUCCGGAUGGGCUGGGCGAGCCGGAGCCGCAAGGGCAUAAUACUAUGCCUGGCAGUCAUUCGCAGCGGCAUGCACAGAAGAAGCAUACAUUGUCGGGCAUGUCGAUAUUAUGGCUGAUGACCACGGCUUUGGCGGUUCUACUAUUCCUUUUCGCAUUUGCAAUACUGAUAGCACACUGCUUGGCGUGGUUCCUGGUAUACAAGACAGAAGCGAGGCUAGGAGAUGCACGAAGGGGGCUGCUCAAGGGAGGAGAUAUGAGGCUGUGUUUGUGCGCACCAUGA
Cucurbitaria berberidis CBS 394.84 is the source of this 732-nucleotide messenger RNA. RefSeq lists its product as uncharacterized. The transcript has a single exon. Bases 1 to 732 code for a protein of 243 amino acids. The record is from RefSeq and is a predicted model, not a curated record. Lineage: Eukaryota; Fungi; Ascomycota; Dothideomycetes; Pleosporales; Cucurbitariaceae.